UUUCGACAAUUCUUCAUCUUCAUCUUCUCACACACACACACACAAUUUACAGGUUUCUGUAAUUUUACAAAAUACAAUGUCAAUCCUGCAGAUAUCUCUCUCAAUUUCAACCACCCAACAAUCCCUUUCAUCGGCGAAAAGCCUGUCGGGCUGCCCGAUAUCAGCCCAAUCACUAUCGCUCACCAGAAAAUUCUCCCAGCUCUCCUUCAACCCACCCAGCAAAUCGACGGCGAUUCGCAUGGGCGGUGGGCCCAGAACCUACCCCGGCGGUGUAUCGAAGUGGCAGUGGAAGAGAAUGCAGGCUAAGAAAUCUAAACAGCUGCUCCAAGCCCGUUUGGCCCGAGAACGCCAAAUCUACGAAAUGAGGAAACGGGCCGAGCUAAAGGCCGCCGUUUCCGAACUCGAACGGCCAUGGGAGACAGUCGAGAAGCCGCCGAAUUUGUUCUCCGUGAGCGCCGACGAGCAGCUGAAGGUGUUGGCGGAUCGGUUUCAGAAGCCCGGCGGGCUUGAUUUGUGGUCCGAAAGGGACGGGCCGGAAUUGUUUAGGCACGAUAAUGGUUUGCCCUCUGCUAGGUUUUUCCCCAAAGGGGUUGUUCAUAGCGUUAAACCCUACGGACAAUUGGAAAACAGUUCUCAUCAAUCUGAAGAAUUUAAGAAGUUCAGCCUGGAAGCCGAUUCAGCUAAUGCUGAAAGUGGUGGUGAAUUGAGUCUGCGAAGAAACGGGUACGACAAAAAUUCGACGAGCACUCGUCGGGAUUCGGAUAAAGGGCGAAAUUUUAGUACUUCCGUGCCCAGAAGAUUGGAGAGCGUUGCGAAAGAAGGUCAAAAUGGGAAUUCGAAGGGAAAGAUUACGAAGAAAUCGAGUAGGCAAACACAUUUGAAUGAUUCAGAAGGAACAAAUGUUAGGGAUACAGGAUUUCAUAAUAGAAACUAUAAGAAUAAGCCCAAGCCAGGUACUAAUGCCGGAGAAUUUUCGAGGAGCAACGGUUACAAUAAGGGCGGAAACGUAAAUUCCGAAGUUUUCGAUAUGAAUUUGCGGAACGACGGAAGCUAUGGGUUUGAAUUGGACUGAGGAUGAUGAUGCAUAUGACGUUGUGAUCGAGCAAUUAUGGCUGGAUAAUACAAUUUCAUGACUAGGAAAAUUUUUAGUUUGCUGCCGUUUUCGAUGAAGAUUAGGAACAUUGUCAGGUACAUGUUAAACUGUUUUCGUUCGUCAAUUAAGUAUAUAUAUGCAUACUGUUUUUUCGAGUGUAUAUUUGAAUCCACUGUGAAAUGAAAUAAUAUGUGCUGAAGAUUACUUAAAAGUCAA
Erythranthe guttata (spotted monkey flower) is the source of this 1309-nucleotide messenger RNA. RefSeq names its product copper ion transmembrane transporter. The record is from RefSeq and is a predicted model, not a curated record. NCBI's taxonomy places the organism in Eukaryota, Viridiplantae, Streptophyta, Magnoliopsida, Lamiales, Phrymaceae.